AAUACUUUUAGCGUCGGGGAUUUAUAACUCAGCACAAUCCGUCUGUUCAGGCCAAUAACACGACGGACUGCAAUAGCCGAUAUACUUAUUACAGUAUAGGACUGACUUGGAUUUAUAUAUACUUAGCCAAUUUUAAGUUAAGGAUUGGGGGCUGCCUUGGGAGACCAUAUAAUCCAAGUCAACAAACGAGUAAGAUUUUCCUGAAGGCUUGACACACGGAAUGCUCUGAGGACGUAUCUUCUAUAUUGGACAACAUGGCUACAGCCCAAGUGGUCCAAGACAAGCGGCCGGUGAAGACAGCCCUUCACCAGGCUGUGCUGGAUGAGAGACUCCGACAAGUGAGGAUCCUGGUGUCAAAACACCAUGCAAACGUGGACUCUAGGGACAUGUACGGCCGUGCACCGCUGAUGCUGGCUUGUUUACUCGAGAAUGAAAAUGACGGAUACAAAAUGGCCAAGAUUUUCGUACGCGCCGGCGCGCUUCUGAGCCUUCGCGACAACAUGGGACGGACUGCCCUGGCUUAUGCUUGUAUGAGAGGCAGGGAGAAAAUCGUCCGAGGCAUCUUACGGGAGGAUGUUUUGGACAUCAAUGAGCCGGAUAAUGACGGGAACACGCCCCUCAUGCAUGCGGCCAUGAGUGGAAAUACGACUGUUGUCGAGAUGGUGGUUAAAACGUUGCUCAAAUUCGGUUUGGGAGUGGACGCGAGGAACAACCUUGGAUACUCUGCGCUGCUCCUUGCUGCGAAAUAUGGUAACUAUAACUCGGCUUAUAUCAUUCUAACUGAUGGAGGUGCCUCGCCUACGAUACGAGACAAUGAGUUGUUCCUCAAUGCCUUUGAAUGGGCGACGAGCAGCAGUAGUCUCCAUGAUCAGUUCACAAAGCAACGGGCCCUGACCAUAUCACCAACCACAGAUGUAGAUUCCUUAACCCACAAACCGCAAAAGCAGAAGUUAGGAGACAUCUACCGGCGGACAAAAUCGCCGCAAUGCAACCACGUGAAGUCUUCAGAUCCAUUUCGUAUUCCCUGGGACACCGGCCGGUUACCGGCGAUUUACAGCGAACACCGGCAUCACCCCAGUGAGUCCGUCGAGUUGACCCAGGGUAAGAACCCACGGCAGCGCUUCUUAGAGAAGCUGCAGAACGUCCAGGGGACGGGAAAGUUCCGUCCAAUCACGACGAGUGCGGUGAGGUCACGGUCAUCUCGUGCAGCGCCAUCUUCCGCGAAACUCCUCGCGUUUUCCGCCCCACCCGUUAGAGCGAAAACAGUGAUACAUACAGUUAAAUCAGAUAUACGGACCCUGUUCAAGAUUUAUGCCUAUCAGCAUGUUGACCACAAAAGGCCAGUAACUGUAGCCGGAGGGGAAAGUUUCAUCGUACGACACGCAGCGCCAUCCGCUGGCGGUCAAGUGGUAUGCGGGAUGAAGAGACUGGCAUUUCACUCGCCAAUAUUGGAGGAGGAAAGUGUGCGUUCCAUGUCGCAUUAACACUGAGUAACACAUACAUGUAAUUGCAUUUCAAGUUUUCCUCCUGUGGUCCACCGCGUGCCUCACGGGUAUAGUGGCACUACUAACCGCUUUAUUGCAUCAAGGCAAUAAGGGAGUAAUAUUGUACAGUUUCGUGGUGAUGGGUUGAUGUGAAUUAUAAAAGAUAAACGACAAGUUUCCCUUGUUAAGUAUUUUUCACUUGUCAUUUGACCAUUAGAUAUUAUAGAUCGGCCGACAUACGUUAACAAAUCAUUAUUGUUAUAGUGAGUGUGAUUAUCAAUAUCAUAUCAAUAUGAGUUCCUUAUAAUGGUACUGUAAAAGCUGUAUAGUACACUUAAAAGGACUUGAAAACAGGCUGCGUACAAUAACCAACAAGGCUUGUAUAUGCGAUUCCAACAAAAACACGUCGACAUCUAUCCACAAAGUUAAAUGUGUGCAACCAUUAUGAGAAAAUACUAUAAAAUAUAGGAGUAUUAUGAUUUUUAACUAUGAAUUAUUACAGACCUUUAUGAUUUUUGCUAAGGUUAGUGGUGGAUUUUGUGCUAUACGAUAUUGUUACCACAAGUGGCCCAAAAAGUAAAUCUUGUGACAAAACAGGGUGCCUAAGUGUUGGCUAUAUAAAUAAUCCAACAUGGUCAUUAAAUGGCGUAACAUGAAAGAAAAUCUCGUGUACUUAGCUUAAGUUGUUGAAAAUUUGAAUAGGCCUAUCAAAUAUACAGUAGCAUAGGCCUAUCUUAAUUCUCAACAUUGUGCUUUUUAACUUAAAACGCAUUCUAUAGCACUAGUAUUAGCUUAUUUUUUGUUUGUGGAAAUACAUACAUCCGUGGGAAAGGCAUUGUUUGGCUUAGAAACAAGAAAGUCAUUUAUCUUUUGACGGUGACUGUAGGCUUUGUAAUAUUUUUUCCUGGCACUCGUGAUAUUGACCGCAGUCCCACAUGGACCAGCUGACAUCCUACGAGGAAUUAUCAAUAAACUCAAGUUGUAUCAAACAACAACUCGAUUGCUCCCACUUUAUCAAACUUGUGCAAACAUUAUGAAAGGCUUCCCAUCACAGGCAGCUGGGAUAGCGAAUAUCGAGUUUGCCAUAAGGUUACGUGUACGUUUCAUUGAUAUGGUCUGUUAACUGUGAUGCCUGGUAGCGGCAGUUGUGCACACAUUUGGAUAUUUCCAUUGAGUUUCCCUUUGU
Lineus longissimus is the source of this 2670-nucleotide messenger RNA. RefSeq lists its product as uncharacterized. The record is from RefSeq and is a predicted model, not a curated record. Gene Ontology annotation, biological process: protein localization to T-tubule; regulation of cardiac muscle contraction. Gene Ontology annotation, molecular function: protein binding. The transcript has a single exon. Lineage: Eukaryota; Metazoa; Nemertea; Pilidiophora; Heteronemertea; Lineidae. The coding region runs from base 255 to 1484 and encodes 409 amino acids. Gene Ontology annotation, cellular component: T-tubule.